This is a messenger RNA of Plasmodium reichenowi, 8766 nucleotides long. RefSeq names its product RNA polymerase I. Bases 1 to 8766 code for a protein of 2921 amino acids. Gene Ontology annotation, cellular component: RNA polymerase I complex. Gene Ontology annotation, molecular function: DNA-directed RNA polymerase activity; DNA binding. The record is from RefSeq and is a predicted model, not a curated record. Lineage: Eukaryota; Apicomplexa; Aconoidasida; Haemosporida; Plasmodiidae. Gene Ontology annotation, biological process: DNA-templated transcription. The transcript has 3 exons.
AUGUACGAUAUAAAUAAGUCAAUAUGUGCCGAGAUAAAAAGUGCGGAACUUGAUGUAUUAAACAGUGGGGAGUUGAGAAGAAUAUCUAUGGGUAAAUACGAAAAUGAGAAAUAUGAAUAUGAAAAAACUCAUAAAAGUGGAGUUGUUACAAAAAUGUAUUAUGACCCGAAAUAUGGUACUAUUGAUCAUAAUCAAAUAUGUUCAGUAUGUUUUGAAAGGCACGAGAAUUGUACAGGUCAUAUUGGUCAUAUUGAAUUUGUUCUUCCGUUAUUUAAUCCAUUAUUUUAUAAAGAAUUACAAGAAUUAUUAAAUUUGAUUUGUUAUCAUUGUUAUAAUUUUUGUUGUUCUGAGGAUGUUAUUUUUUUAUUAAAACAUAUUUUUCAAUUGAAAUCUUUGAAUCAAAUUGAAAGCACGAAUAAAAUAAAAUACAAAAAAAAUUGUGAUUAUGAAUAUAUAAUUGAUCAAGUGGAGAAAUUAUAUAAAAAAAUAUGUAAAGAUUCAAAUAUUUCUUUAGACGACAUUGUUGAAGCAAUAUAUGAUGAUUAUGAAAAUGUUCAUGAGGACAAAGAUGGAAAUUUUGAUGCAUCAGUUGAUCUUUUGGAUUCUCUGGAAAAGAUAAAAGAUGAGACGGAUGAAAAAAACAAAAAUAAUAAUAAUAAUAAUAAUAAUAAUAAUAAUAAUAAUAAUAAUGUAGAUAUAAAUGUUGAUAAUAAUAAUAAUGUACAUAUAGAUGUUGAUAAUAAUAAUAAUAAUGUAGAUAUAGGUGUUGAUAAUAAUAAUAAUUAUUUUAAUAACGAUCUUGUCGACUUAGCUCCAAAUGAAGAAAUUUAUGAGGAAGAAACGGACGCAGCAAGAAGCGAUGAUAACAAAGAAAACAAACCAGAUUAUAACAAAUUAAAAGAAAGAAUUAAGAAAUAUAAAUUUGAUCCAAAUAAAUUAGCAUUUCAAUCAAAUUAUAAUUAUGAAGAAUAUUUAAUAUUAAGUAAAACUAUAAAACUUCAUAUGAAAAAAAGUAGCAAAUGCUGUUUUUGUAAAUUUCAAAGAAAUAUAAGUGCGAAGGUAUCACAAAGAAGAGAUACCAUAAAUUUCAUAGGAGUACACACAAACAACCCUUUUUUUAAAAAGUAUAUGCCUAAGAAAAAACAAAAAAAAAAUGAAAAAGAUGAUCAAGAAGAUAUAGAUGACUUGGAAAAUAUGAAUAAUAUUGAUGAUAUAAAUUAUAAUGAUGAUGCAGACAACAUGCAGCAUAUGAAUGAUGAUGAAAAUCAAUUGAACAGUAUUCCAUCGAGGAACGAAAAUAAUAAACUAAUGAUAAAAAGGGAAAGUAAAAAAAUUGAAUACAACAAUAAUAUUAAUGAUGAAUCGAUAAAAAUAGAAGAGGAUAAUAAUGAAGGUGAUGAUGAUGAUAAACAAAUGGAUAGGGAUGGUAGUUAUCCAUUUAAUAAUAAUAAUAAUAAUAAUGGUGAUGAUGAUAAUGAGAAUUAUAAUAAACUAAGUGGUGGAUAUGAAAAUUCUUUUAACGAAAUAUCAACAGAUAAUAUAACAAAGGAUAAAAAUAAAAGUUCUACCUUUACAGAUAUGGUCAAUCAUUAUAAUAGAACACAACCUCCUAAAGAGAAAUGUACCAUACGUUUAUUCAGUUUUCAGGUUAUAGAUAUAUUAAAAAAGAUUUUUGAAAAUAAUAAUAAAGAUAUUAUAAAUUUGUUAUAUCCAUUUACUAAAAGAGAUGGUUAUAAGAAAUUUUUUUUAUAUGAUAUGGGUGUUAGUGGAAAUAGAUUCAGAAGUCAAUCAAAGGGUAUACAUGUUCGAACAAAAAUAACAAAUACGUUAUGUAGAUUUAAUAAUUUUAUAAAGUUAUGUAUAAAUGCAAAGAAAAAGGUUGAUUUUGAUUAUUUAUUAGAACAUAAUAAGAAGGAUUUAAAAUUAUAUAAAGAUAUGUUUUCUGUUUUUUCUUUAAAAAUGAAAUAUAAAUUUAAUAAUAAUAUAAUGGAUGAUGAUACAGAUAUAACAAAGAUGGAUUUUUUAAAAUAUUAUACAUUAGUAUAUAAUAAUAAAAGUGCAUAUAUAAAUAUAUUGUUUAGUACCUUACAGUUAGGUGUUAAUACAUUUUAUGAUUCAACCUUAACAGAAAAGCUUAAUAAUAAACAUUUAAAAAAUAUAAGUAUAAGACAGAUAUUAGAUAAAAAAGAAGGAAUAUUAAGAAAAAAUAUUAUGGGGAAAAGAGUAAAUAAUUGUGCACGAACUGUUAUAUCUCCAGAUACAUUUAUUGAAACCAAUCAAAUAGGGAUGCCUAUUGAAUUUGCAAAGGUGUUAACUAUAGAUGAAUACAUAACACAAAACAAUUUUAGUUAUAUAAAAAAGUUAAUACAAAAUGGACCCAAUAUAUAUCCAGGUGCACUUAGUUAUAGAGAUUCAAAUGGUAGAGUAUUUAAACUAUCACAUAAAUAUGAAGAUAGAUUAAAAGUUAUUGAAAAAAUAGAAAAAUUGAAUUUUCAAACCGAAAAUUGUUAUAUACUUCAUAGACAUGCACGUGAUGGAGAUGUAGUAAUAAUGAAUAGACAACCUACAUUACAUAAAUUUUCUAUUAUGGCCCAUUAUUUGAAAAUAUUUGAAAAAGAAAAAGUUUUUAGAUUAAAUUAUGUUAAUUGUAGUUCAUAUAAUGCAGAUUUUGAUGGAGAUGAAAUGAAUUUACAUUUAUUACAAACACCAUUAGCUAGAGCUGAAGCAACACAUUUAAUGAAUUGUGAUUUUCUAUUUACAAGUUUUAAAGAUGGUUCACCACUCAGAGGUUUAGCUCAAGAUUUUAUUCUUGGUGGUUUACAUUUAACAUCUUUAGAAACAUUUUUAAAUUAUGAUGAAUAUUGCAAUUUAUUGCAAUGUUCAUUGAACUCUUUAAUAUCUCAGAAGAAUUCAUUUUUUAUUAAGAAGAAAAAGAAUAAUAAUAAUAAUAAUAAUAAUAAUAAUAAUAAUAAUAUUAAUAAUAACACCAACAGAAGUAAUAGUGUUAUGAAAAACACAAGGAAUUCACAAUAUAAUAUACAAAAUGAUUUAAAUAAUAACAGCAAUAAAGAUAAUUAUCUUAAAAAGAUGAGCAUUCUAAAAAACCAUCAAUCGUUAGAAGAUAAUGUAAAAAUAUCACAUGCUGUAUCAAAUGAAGAAGGAAGAAAUAAUUCUAUAUAUGAAUCAACAAAUAAUGUAUUGAAACCACAAGAUAUAGAUAUUUUAAAAGAAAUAAACCAUGGUGAACAAUUUAAUGGUAAUGUUUUAAAAAUAACAAAUUAUAAUUAUCUAGAUCCAUAUGCUAUUAUAUUAAACAGAACCAGUUUUACUAUUAUUACUGAAGAACCCGCAAUUCUAUAUCCCAAAAAAUUGUGGACAGGAAAACAAUUAAUAACAAGUAUAUUAAAAACAGUUAUUGAUAAGGUAGCUAUAGAAACAUAUAAUAAAUAUAAUGAUAAUGAAUUUAUGAAUACAUAUAAAGGAAUUAAUUAUGUGGCUAAAGCAAAAACAUCACCAGAUUUAUGGUCAUUUGAUCCAUUAAAAGAAAAUGAAGUUAUUAUAAAAAAUUCAGAAUUAUUACAAGGAGUAUUAGAUAAAUUACAUUUUGGUGCAAGUUCAAAUAGUUUAGUUCAUUUAUGUCAUGAAUUAUUUGGUCCCAAAACUAGUGCUGUUAUGUUAGAUUGUUUUGGAAGAUUAUUUAUAAAUUUUCUACAACUACGUGGUACUAGUUUAAGUUUAUAUGAUUUUAUAUUGAAUAAAAAUGCAAAGAAAGAAAAAAGUCUUAUUAAAAAAAGAAUAUCAUUUACAGGUUUUUAUUUACAAAAUUUAUUUGUCUAUUCUAUAGCAAAUUCUGUAAAUGCUGAUAUUACUGAAAUGAAUUCUUAUACAAAAAAAAAAAUGAAUACAGGUAACCAAAGGAAAAAAUUAAUACUAAAUAAAAUGUAUGAUUUAUAUGAAAAACAAAAUGAACUUAUAAAUAAUAAUUUUAAUGAGAAUGGAAAUUAUUUAAACAAAAUGAAAAAAAAAAGAAAUAUAAAAAAUGAUAGCGAUAUGAUGAAGGAUGAAAAUAUUUUAUCUAUAUCACAAAAUUCUUAUUUACUUGCUUUGUUAAAUAAAGAAUUACAAAAUAUGAUAUACCACAUUUUAAAUGAAGUACAAUUUUGUGAUGAUGAUGUUUCUUUAUUAAAUAAAGAAAAAAAAAAAAAACAAAAGGAAAAUAAAAUUGCUAACACGUGUAUUAAUUAUAAACAUAAUAAUUCACAUGUUAAUGAUGAACAAAAUUGUAAUUCUUCUUUAUAUUCAUGUGUUCAAUAUGUUCUUAAUAAAGAUCUUUUUAAUUUAUAUGAAAAAUAUUUAAAUGGAAAAAAUGAAGAAGGAAAUAAACAUAUAUCAUAUAAUAAUUGUCAAAUAGAUAAAAGAAAUAAUCAUUUCUUAAAUUCUAUAACAAACAAAUUAUAUAAAGCUUUAAAAGAACCUACCUUUUUUAAUUCUACUAGUUAUACUAUUAAAAAAAUUACAAAAGUUAUUGAAAAAGUGCUUACAUUUUUAAAAGCAGCUAGAUGUAACAAGAGAUUGAAAAUUUAUAUUAUAUUUGAAUUAUUUCAAAAUAAAAAUAUUAUGAAAUAUUUCCCUUCCUUAGUUAAUUAUAUAAAUAACUUUCAUUUUGAUCUAAGUAAUGAGGAAAUUAUUAAAAAUGUUAUAAAUAAUAUAUAUUUUAAGGAAGAUGACGAAUCGCACAUAUCAUCUGUAAAUAUUAAAGUGGAAGACCAUUGUAAUAAAGAUAUAAAAUUUAAAGGUGACCAAGAAAUGAACGAAUUUAUAGAUAACGAAAAAAUAAAAAAGAAAGGAAAAUUUUCGCAAGAAAAAACCAUUCAAGAAAUAAAAAAAUAUAAGUUGAAAAAAUUUCUUCAUUUUUAUGCCGAAUUACAUAAAAAAUGUAAUUAUGAAGAAGGAACAGGAUAUAAUAUUGACGAACAGAAUAAUUAUAAUAUUGAUGAAAAGGAUUAUAUGAAUGAUUAUAAUGAUAAUAAUAAUAAUGAUAAUAAUAAUGAUAAUAAUAAUGAUAAUAAUAAUGAUAAUGAUAAUAAUGAUAAUAAUAAUUUAUUUAGAAGAAGUUUCGUCAAAAGCGAAAUGAUGAAUGUAUAUCAUACAAGUGAUGAUGUAUAUGAUGAAAAGAUGAUAAGAAAUUGUUUAGUGUCAAGUUUACCGUCGUUUACCUUAAAUGAUGAAAUAACUAAUUUAUCAUAUAAUGGGAAACAUCAAUAUUAUGAAGAUUAUUUAUGUUCCAAAAAAAAAGAUGAAGAAGAUUUAAAUUUUAAAUAUUACAAUAUGGAUGAUGUAUUUUAUAAAAUGGAAUAUUUAAUACAUAAUUAUUUUUAUUUAAAAAGAUCAGAUUUUGACAAUUUAAUUGAUUCAUUAUUUCAACCAUAUUUAUGUAGAGUAUCAUCAGGAACGAAUAAUUUAAUAAAUAUGAAUAAUUUAAUGAAUAAAUUUUUAAAUAAUGGUUUUAGUAAUAUGAUUUUUACUGGUGCUAAAGGUAGUAAAGUCAAUUAUUCUAUGAUUUGUGGUAUGUUAGAUCAGCAAUAUUUAGAAGGUAAAAGAGUACCUAGAAUGAGAUCUGGAAAAACAUUACCAAGUUUUCAUAGAUAUGAUUAUGGAGCUAGAUCAUGUGGUUUAAUUACAGAUUGCUUUUUAGAAGGUUUAAGACCACAGGAAUAUUUUUUUCAUUGUAUGUCAGGAAGAGAAGGUUUAAUAGAUACUGCAGUAAAAACAGCAAAAUCUGGUUAUAUACAAAGAUGUUUAAUUAAAUGUAUGGAAUCGGUUAUAUUACAUUAUGACGGUACGGUUAGAAAUGAAGAUAAUUCAAUUAUUCAAUUUUUAUAUGGUGAAGAUGGUAUUGAUCCUUCUAAAACAGCUUAUUUAGAUUUAUCAAAAGAUUUAUUACAUAAUUAUCAUCUUUCAUUUAGUAAAUAUUUAAAUAAUAAUAUGCAUAGUAAAAUAUUAAAUAAUCAAGAAUUAUUUUUAAAGCAUGAAAGAGAUAAUGAUACAAAAGAUAAUGAAGAACCAUUAAUUAGUAAAUAUAAUCCAUAUACAUAUAUUGGUAGUGUUUCAGACAAAUUCAAUAAUAAAUUAAAUAGUACUCUUUUAUGGAAUGAUUUAAAUUUCCCUGAAUAUGAAAAUUUACCUAUAAAUUUUGAUACUUUAUCAUCAUCUCUUUUAAAAUCAAAAUAUUAUAAUUCUUUAUGUAAUCCUGGGGAAUCUAUAGGUAUAUUAGUAGCUCAAUCAUUUGGUGAACCCGCUACACAAAUGACAUUGAAUACGUUUCAUUUAGCUGGUACAGAAAACGUUACUAUGGGUAUUCCAAGAUUAAAAGAAAUAUUUUUAACAUCAAAAUUGACAUCUAAACCUAUGAUAUAUGUACCUAUAAAAUUACAAGUGGAUAAUUUAAAAAAUGAUGCAAAUAAAAUGAAAAAUUAUAUUACAAGUAUUGCAGAUAAAAUUUUAAGUAGUUAUAAAAGUAUAUUUUUAACUGAUGUUAUAUAUGGUAUUGGUGUCGAUAGGAAAAUAAUAUUAAAAGAAAAUCAGAACGAACAAAAACAUACUAUUAAUUUAUCAGAUAUUAUAAAUAUGAAUGAUGAAGAAUUAAAUGCAGAUACUCAGCUAACCAAAAUAAAUAAUGUUUUAAAAAAUUGUAAUAUUAAUUUUGAUAUGAAAAAAGAAUGGAAUUAUGAAAUUAUAAUUCAAUUUGAAAAUUUAUAUCAUUUUUGUAAUAUUAAUAAGCAUUUAACAAUAUCAUUUAUACUUUACAAAGUAGUAAAUGCUUUAUUAAAUUCUGUGUUAAAUAAAGUUCAUGAAACUUUUGUAUUUCAUAAUUUGAUAAAUAUGAAUUCAUUAAAUCAUGAAUAUUAUGAUGAGUUAUAUGAUUUCAUAAGUAAAAAAAUGUCAGAAGAAUUUAAUUUUAAUAUGGAUAAAUAUGAAUAUAAAGAUGAUGAACAUCAAAUUAAUGCAAAGUUAAAAUUCAUGGAAAAAGAAAAUGAACGUUAUGAUUCUAAAAGAGGCACAAAUAAUAAUAUAUCAGGUGAAUAUCAAAAUGCUUCUCAUACUAUAACUAGCCAUAUGGAAGAUGACUCUCCAAUGAAAUCAUAUAAUGAUAUUUCAAAUAAGGAAAAUAUGUCUCCUUAUGACGAUGGAAAAGGAAAGGAUGGAGAGCGUGAUCAAGAUGAUAUGUCUGAUAUUGAACUGAAGGAUAAUUCUGAAAAAAAUUCCAACAGUGAUCAAGCUUCGAAAGAUGGUGAUAGUGACACGGACGAAGAGGAAGAAGAUGAUGAAUUAAAAUCAGAGAAGGAAAAAGAAGAGGAUGAAAAAGAAUAUGACGAGGAGGGAGAAAGUGACGCGAGCAGUAAAAUUGAUAGUGACCAUAAAAGUGAUAGUGAUCAUAAAAGUGAUAGUGAUCAUAAAAGUGAUAGUGAUCAUAAAAGUAAUAGUGAUCAUAAAAAUGAUAGUGAUAUGGAUAGUGAUAAUGAUAUUAAUAUGGAUAGUGAUAGUGAAUCAGAGAUGGUGAGUUCAAAUAAAAAAGAAAUUAUAAAUAUAAAUAAUAAAGAUAAUUACUAUACUAAUAGAAAUUCUAGUAAUGAAUCCAAAUUAUCAGAAUGUUCCAAUACUAGAGGUAGUACUGUAAAUUAUUUUUCAUCCGAAACAAGUGCUACACAUCAUAUAUUAGUAGAUGAAGAAGAAUCAAGUAUUUUUCCUAAUUUGAAAAAUAAAAAAUUAAAUAAUAUUAAUGAUAAUAAAAAUAUGUCUUCAACUACCGUUUCAUCUUCAUUAUCAUCAUCAUCAUUAUCAACACCAUUAAAUAAAAAAAAUAUUGAAGAUGAUGAACAUAUAAAUAAUAUUCAUUUUAUAGAAAAAAAUAAAUAUAAUGAAGAAAUGGAUAAUAAAGAAGAAUUUAUUACGAAAUCAUUUACCAAAUUAUCUUAUGAUUAUAAAAAUAAUAUUAAUUUAAUAUCUUCAGAUGAUGAUCAAGAAAAUAUUGAACAAAAUGAAGAAGGACAAAAAAUGAAAAAAAGUGAACAAAGAUAUGUUAAAAAUAUUAUUGAUAAAAUCAAAAGUAGCCUACUUUGUUUUAUUAAAAAUAUACAUUUCUCACCUGUAACAUGGAUCUUAAAAUUAAAUAUUGGAUGGGAUAUCAACUUUUUCCCAUAUCCUAUCGAUUUUUUAAAUCAUAUCAAAUCAGAAAUUAAUAAAGAAGUUUUAUUCAAAGUAAAAGAUCUAAAUAAUCCAAAAAUUUUAAAGGGUAAAGAUAUUACACAUAGUGGAGCAGAAUAUGAAUUACAAAUUGAAGGAAAAAAUAUUUAUAAAUUGUAUAAUAUUAAAGAUAAAUAUAUUGAUAAAACAAAAUUAUAUUGUAAUGAUAUUUAUGCUAUUGUUAAAACAUAUGGUAUAGAAGCAGGAAGAUUAUGUAUAACCAAGGAAUUAAAAAAAGUUUUCGAUGCUUAUGGUAUACAAAUCGAUUUUAGGCAUUUGUCAUUUAUAAGUGAUUUCAUGACACAUACAGGUGAUUUGAAAGCUUUUAACAGACACGGGUUGGGAUAUUUCCGUAACGUUUUUCAUAAAAUGAGUUUUGAAUGUGCUACGAACUUUUUAAUACAAGGAUGUAUACACAAUUCAAUUGAUUACUUAUCAACGGCAUCAAGUAGCUUAUUUUUUGGUAAACAUAUAAAAGUAGGUACCAAUUUAGCGGAUAUUGUAACAUGCAUAGAUAAAUAA